AUGGCUAAUCCGGCGUUGGCUGCCGGCCGCAGGGUCCCGGUCAAAAGACCCCAAAGCAGAACCCGUGCGCCCGACCCGCCGAAAGAGGACCGAAAACCAAUUUCUUGCGUGGUUAAAAUGUGUGAAUCGGUUGGCGACGGCAAACGAAGCAAAGUAAGAUGUAUAGAAAGGCAAAAGCUUUAUCCUGGCGGAUCACACACUUUUCAAGAAGAUGGGAAGAACUCUAUUACCGUUUCUCUUGACGGAAAUUGCAACAAGUCGCUCUCUGGGAGGACUAACAACCCGAGGAUUGGGUUUGUAGUUGAGAAGUUAUACAGGCCUGAAGACCCUCUUUUGGCCGCGAUUUCCAAGUACUUUGAGCCCCCACGAGCCCCACACUAUCAAUAA
Pyricularia grisea is the source of this 387-nucleotide messenger RNA. RefSeq lists its product as uncharacterized. The coding region runs from base 1 to 387 and encodes 128 amino acids. The transcript has a single exon. The record is from RefSeq and is a predicted model, not a curated record. Lineage: Eukaryota; Fungi; Ascomycota; Sordariomycetes; Magnaporthales; Pyriculariaceae.